UUCAGUUCGUUUGAAAAAUAAACAAAAUUCUUUUACAAAUCCGAUAUUCGUUAAAGGCAAAAAAUAAGAAGAUAACAUUCUAGUUAUUUUAAGUACUGACUAGAAUAUAACCCUCUUAAAAACUGUGCCAGAUGAAUAUCGAUGUGGGAGUCCCUGAGGAUGAAGAAGGACCCGGCUUCCGUUCAUACUUUACGCAGAAAAUAUCCGAGCUGCAGUUUACUGUUAACGAACGCCAGAAGAACUUGCUCCGUUUGCAGGCCCAAAGGAAUGAGCUGAACUCCAAGGUUCGCUUGCUGCGCGAGGAGUUGCAGCUGCUCCAGGAGCAGGGCAGUUACAUUGCUGAGGUAGUAAAACCCAUGGACAAAAAUAAAGUCCUUGUAAAGGUCCAUCCUGAGGGGAAGUACGUCGUGGACGUGGACAAGGCCAUCAAUAUCAAGGAUGUGACACCCAGCAGUCGAGUAGCUCUUCGGAAUGAAAGCUACACUCUACACAAAAUCCUUCCCAAUAAGGUGGAUCCUUUGGUUUCCCUGAUGCUGGUGGAAAAGGUUCCGGACUCCACCUACGAGAUGGUAGGUGGCUUGGACAAACAGAUCCAGGAAAUCAAGGAGGUGAUCGAGCUGCCUGUGAAGCACCCAGAAUUAUUUGAUGCUUUGGGCAUUGCCCAGCCAAAGGGAGUUCUCCUCUACGGGCCUCCUGGAACUGGCAAAACCUUACUGGCCCGAGCUGUAGCCCAUCACACGGAGUGCACUUUCAUAAGGGUUUCAGGAUCGGAGCUGGUGCAGAAAUUCAUUGGCGAGGGAUCCCGAAUGGUGAGGGAGCUCUUCGUUAUGGCCAGGGAACAUGCUCCGUCUAUAAUCUUCAUGGAUGAGAUCGAUUCGAUUGGUUCCUCUCGGCUAGAAACCGGAACUGGAGACUCGGAGGUUCAGCGGACCAUGCUGGAGCUUCUGAACCAACUGGACGGCUUCGAGGCCACUAAAAACAUCAAAGUAAUCAUGGCCACCAACCGUAUCGAUGUCUUGGAUCAGGCCUUACUGCGUCCCGGUCGCAUUGACCGCAAAAUAGAGUUUCCACCACCGAAUGAGGAGGCCAGAUUGGACAUUCUUAAGAUUCAUUCGAGGAAGAUGAACCUCACCAGGGGCAUAAAUCUGCGUAAGAUUGCGGAACUGAUGCCUGGGUCUUCGGGGGCUGAAGUUAAGGGUGUUUGCACCGAGGCUGGGAUGUAUGCCUUGAGGGAAAGACGCGUCCAUGUCACCCAGGAGGACUUUGAAAUGGCCGUAUCAAAGGUGAUGAUGAAGGACUCCGAGAAGAACAUGUCCAUUCGAAAGUUCUGGAAAUAGCUUCAGUAUAUUCGACCUUCUAGAUCAAUAUCAUUCCAUCUUAUGUAAAAGUCUGUUAUCACUGAAUAGAACUAUUUUCGAUCUACCUGUAUUUCUGCAUCAGAAAGACAAUAAGAAAAAUAAACUCAUGGAAAUAA
Drosophila eugracilis is the source of this 1474-nucleotide messenger RNA. It is a transcript of the gene Rpt6R, whose product is annotated as 26S proteasome regulatory subunit 8. The transcript has 2 exons. Gene Ontology annotation, biological process: proteasome-mediated ubiquitin-dependent protein catabolic process. NCBI's taxonomy places the organism in Eukaryota, Metazoa, Arthropoda, Insecta, Diptera, Drosophilidae. The record is from RefSeq and is a predicted model, not a curated record. The coding region runs from base 132 to 1337 and encodes 401 amino acids. Gene Ontology annotation, molecular function: ATP hydrolysis activity; ATP binding; proteasome-activating activity. Gene Ontology annotation, cellular component: proteasome regulatory particle, base subcomplex.